AUGACCUCCAACAAUUCGCAGAAACUCCCCACGACGGAUCGAGUGAUCAAAAAUGUCCCGUUUCCACCGUCGCACAAAAUGACAGUGGCAGAAGUCUUCGACGAACGAACAGGUUCGCCGCGGCCGGAAGUCCUCAAGCAACACUUUAUCCUCGAAGGUAGGAUCGACGAGGCUGCGGCUCUUCGUAUAAUCAACGAUGGAGCCGCCCUUCUACGCUCGGAGAAGACUAUGAUAGACAUCGAGGCUCCGGUCACCGUAUGCGGCGACAUUCACGGACAGUUCUACGACCUGAUGAAAUUAUUCGAAGUGGGUGGUCCACCUUCCUCGACUAAGUAUCUCUUCCUAGGCGAUUACGUCGACAGAGGAUACUUUAGUAUUGAGUGCGUAUUGUACCUGUGGGCGCUGAAAUUGUGCCAUCCAACCACACUUUUCCUUCUCAGAGGUAACCACGAGUGCCGUCAUCUCACGGAAUACUUCACAUUUAAGCUGUGUAAAAUAAAAUACUCCGAGAGGGUAUACGACGCGUGCAUGGAUGCCUUCGAUUGUUUGCCGCUCGCCGCCCUCAUGAACCAACAGUUCCUCUGCGUACACGGUGGUCUGUCGCCGGAAAUUCACAAUUUAGAAGACAUUCGCAAACUGGACAGGUUCAAAGAGCCGCCGGCGUUCGGGCCAAUGUGUGAUCUCCUCUGGUCGGAUCCUCUCGAGGACUUUGGCAAUGAGAAGAACGCGGAGCACUUUUCCCACAAUAGUGUCAGGGGUUGUUCAUACUUUUACAGUUACGCGGCAUGUUGCGACUUUCUGCAAAACAACAAUUUGCUCAGCAUCAUAAGGGCGCACGAGGCUCAAGACGCCGGAUAUCGCAUGUAUCGAAAGUCUCAGACGACGGGCUUCCCGUCGCUCAUCACCAUCUUUAGCGCGCCCAACUAUCUCGACGUGUACAACAACAAGGCAGCGGUUUUAAAGUACGAGAACAACGUGAUGAAUAUCAGGCAGUUCAAUUGCUCGCCACACCCAUACUGGUUGCCCAAUUUCAUGGACGUUUUCACAUGGUCCCUACCGUUUGUCGGCGAGAAAGUCACAGAAAUGUUGGUGAACGUGCUGAACAUUUGCUCGGACGACGAGCUGAUGAGCGACGGUGAUGACGCGCUCGAGGAAGAUGGUGCAGCAGCCAAUCUACGUAAGGAAGUGAUCAGAAACAAGAUCAGAGCCAUUGGCAAAAUGGCACGGGUGUUCUCCGUCCUGAGAGAGGAGAGCGAGAGCGUUCUGCAGUUGAAGGGCUUGACGCCGACUGGAGCUUUACCGCUCGGUGCAUUAUCUGGUGGCAAAACCUCUCUGAAAAACGCACUUCAAGGCUUCUCGCCGAAUCACAAAAUUACCUCGUUCGCCGAGGCCAAGGGCUUGGACGCCAUAAACGAAAGAAUGCCACCGAGGAAAGAUGCACCACCUACACCGGCGAACGAGGAGAAAUCCGUGGCAAAGCCGCCGCCUCCUGCGGGAGACAAGCGGGACCACAACAUGCCGCAACCGCAAUCGUGAGCCCCACACUCGUCCACUCAAGAUGGCGGAUGGAUGGAUGGGUCCUAAGACCCCGGCUAUCGCCACCACCGAACAUUUGCAAACCAUUGCUCGUCUCUCCCCCCCCCUCCCCCCCGGCUGUUACAAUCAAUGCGCCAUUCAUCGAGGAGUCAGGAGAAAUCAUCGCCGUCGCAAGAGGAAAAUCAGGAACGGACGGACAGAUGUUGUUGCGAAGCGAAAGCGAUUUUUCAUCGAUGCGAUUUUCAACGAGCAUCGUCAUCGAUCCCGGUGUGCGCAUAGCAGAAGAAAACAAGCAGUCAAGGAAAGGGGGCUACACGAACAUCGAGAAAUACCUAGCCGGGUGUUUCGUAGUAGGCCUCCUCUUCUCCGAGGAUUUGUCUCCGUAUCUCUUUUUAGCGUACACUCGCGAAUGGAAAAUGAGAAUGUUAGCCUCCCUUCUGCGAUGAACCGCGCGCGUGCGAUGUUCUCCGUUCUCUCGCCGCUCGUGCAAUUAUUCCUUGCUCUUUUUCUUUCUAUCUCUCUGUAUAUCUCUCUCUCCUAUAUAUCUUAUCUCCUUACCUUCGCUCAGUCUCCGUCUCUCGCAAUUUCUCGCUCUUCUUCUCUUCCCAGCAUCCACGGACCUGUACACUAUAUUGUCCGCGUGUUUCUUGCGAAUUAAUCGACCCAAUGUACAUACGCGCGCGCGCAUGUACGUACGUAUCAACGACGAGCGGAAUGGUAGGGAUAUAUCUUAUAGGUAGAUUCGUUUACACACGUCGAGAUGGUCAUGUAUAAGGAAGAACAACUUCCCCUGUCUUCAUUGGGUACCAUUUCUGUCGUGUCAUUUCUUUCUCCGGUGUGGGAAAGCGAUGAGAGACGGAACGAACGACUCGCACGCGGUUACAUCUAUAUUAAUGAGAGGAAUCGCAUAGACAGUGUGAAAGAGAGAGAAUGAGAGGGAGAGAAAGAGAAAGAGAGAA
Acromyrmex echinatior (Panamanian leafcutter ant) is the source of this 2495-nucleotide messenger RNA. RefSeq names its product serine/threonine-protein phosphatase 2B catalytic subunit 2. Gene Ontology annotation, molecular function: calmodulin-dependent protein phosphatase activity. Lineage: Eukaryota; Metazoa; Arthropoda; Insecta; Hymenoptera; Formicidae. The record is from RefSeq and is a predicted model, not a curated record. Gene Ontology annotation, biological process: calcineurin-mediated signaling.